This is a messenger RNA of Lynx canadensis (Canada lynx), 1714 nucleotides long. RefSeq names its product basic proline-rich protein-like. Lineage: Eukaryota; Metazoa; Chordata; Mammalia; Carnivora; Felidae. Bases 320 to 1714 code for a protein of 464 amino acids. The record is from RefSeq and is a predicted model, not a curated record. The transcript has 3 exons.
CUGGGUUCUGCAAGGGGAAGUCGGUGGGUCGGGCCCCACAAGCCCUUCCCCAGCCUGCAGGGUGGGGUGGGAGUGUUUACAGGCAGGGGGCUGGGGGGCUGCGGUUGGGACUUUCCCUAAGUCAUUUCCUGUUGCUCUGGGUCUUGCCACUUCCGCCCCCCACCCACCUCCCCCUUCGCCCGCCCGCCCCCCACGCUGCUCCCGGAGGGGCAGGGGGUCCCUGAGCUUAACCAGGUGUGGGGGAAGAACGGAGAGAGCCGGAGCGGCCCGGGGAGGGGGCACCGCGCAGCCGCCGUGAGCCGCCCGGGACCCCGCCUGGAUGAGGGGAGGUCAGGGGCAGGCGGGCCAGGCGCUGCUGAGGCCGGAGGCGCCCACCACUCGGCCGGCCCAGCCCCUGGACAGCGCUCCCCGGCCGUGCCGCCCGCCCCGCCCGAGCCGCCGCCCGCGCGCCCCGCUUCUCGGCUCCGGGGCCCGCGAGGACGGGACCCUAGACCCGGUACCCGUACCGCGGGCCCCGCCAGGGGGCUUCGGCCCCGUCCCCGCUUGGAAGCCCGCCCGGGAGGACGGCCGCUGGUCCCGGAGCCCCGGCCGAGAGCGACGGGCGCAGGCGCUGGGCGUCGGGACCCCCGCGGGCGGCGGCCCUCGCGCCUGCACCCCCACCUCGGCGCCCGGGUUCGUGAGGCGGAUGCAGGCCCCCUCCCCGGCCCGUCCGCGGGUCUCACCGGGGCCCCGGCCUGGGCUGCGGGGCGGGGGUCGGUCUCCGGGGGGCGCCUCGGGUGCGAGGAGGGCGCGGGCGCGAGCUGCCGCCGCUGCCAGUGGUCCCCGUGCGGCCGCCGCCGCCACCGCCUUAUCGCGGCACCGCCCCCGCCGGCCCCCGCCCCGCGCCCGCCCAUUGGCUCCGCCGCGCCCGGAGCCGCCUCCGGGGCCCCCGCGCCGCCGCCGACCCCCUCUGCGCUUUGUCUUUCCCUCGCUCGCCGUCCCCUGCCUUUGUCUGCCCCCCGCCCCGACCCCGCGCUCCCGGCACUCGCACCAUCCCCGCGGGCCCCGCGCUUUGCCCGCCGCCCGUCGGUUGAGACGCCGGGGGUCCCGGGACAAAUGGCGCUCCGGCGACGCCCCUUGGGCGAAAAAGGAUAACCGGAGUGCCCUUGGGCCUUUAGGUGCCUCAGUUUCCCCCGGUUGGCCCUCGGGCCCGCCCGGAUCUCCGUGGGCGCUGAGGUUUGACAGACCCCGCGGGGGCGGCCCGGUCCCGGCUCCCACGCCCCCGCCGGCCGCGGAGUCCUCCCGCCGCCAGGGGCCGCCCCCAUACGGCCGCCCGAGGAAGGUGGCCGCGGCUGCUGGCACGCGGUCCAGGCACGCCAGGCUGCGAGGCCGGCGCCCCUGUGUCCUGUCACCUUGGGCCGCGGGCUCACCGAGUGCCAGUCUACACGAGAGGUCCAGCGGACCACCCCCACUCCCCAGCGCCUUCUCGGGCGACCCCAUAGACAAGGUACCCGGGAUCACCAAAGGCAGCAGCCCUCCAAGGCCCCCCGUCCUAAAACGUUUGUGGCCGGUUUUUGUGGCAUUAGUCACCCCAGGUUCCUGCGGGCGGGCACUAUUGCCUGCGAGAAAUCAGGGGCUCUCCCCUUCAGGGAAGGAAAUUUACAUCCGUCAAACAAGCAAAUCUCGGUGUCCCCUGACCCCAUUUAACACAAGGGAGCGAGGCCUGAAGAUGUGA